AUGAGUAGAACGCCAAACAUUGAGCACGCUAACUCCUCUGACGGAUACAAUGUUCGUCGUCCAGAAGAGGUUACAAGGCCUGGUGAGAGGCCGCAACGACGCUAUGACGACGCACGUGAUGAGAGAGAUCCGCCUGGCUUCCUCGCUGGCUUCAAUCCCAUGGCCUCGUUCCAGCGAAUGAUGGAUCACAUGAACGAUUUCUUUGGGAGUACUCGAAGCAUUUUUGGAAACAUGGAUAAGAUGUUCGAGGAUGCGCGACACGACCCCGAGGGCACACACUAUGUCAGCAGCACCAGUAUGUGCAUGCUCCCCGGGGGCGUGAAGGAGGUUAAGCAGCGCAUAGUCUCAAACGGGAAGGACGUAGAAACGCAUACGAGAGCAAUAGGCGACAAGUACAUAUCGAAUAAGCGUGAGCGGGACAUCAGAACGGGUCGUGAAGACGUGAGUCGCGACCUCUACGAUGUCAAGGAGCACGAGGUAGACUCCUUCACUCGGGACUUCGACGACAGAAUGAGCAAAAUGCCCAUGCGCGAGCUUUUCGACCGAAGUCACCAAAAUGCCUUGUUCGGCGGGUGGGACGAGUACGAUCGUGCAUAUGAUACGCGCAGGGCGCUGCAGGAUCGCAGUAGCAAUCGCUACGAUAGCCGCAAUGAUGAUGGCUAUGGCGGUCGCCGCCGCGAUGACUACCACAGAGAUGAGGAUCGCUAUGGAUCCGAUCGAUAUGCGGGAAGACACUCAUCCGGUAAUCGUCGCUACUAA
This is a messenger RNA of Giardia duodenalis, 759 nucleotides long. RefSeq names its product Disc-associated protein. The record is from RefSeq and is a predicted model, not a curated record. Lineage: Eukaryota; Fornicata; Diplomonadida; Hexamitidae. The transcript has a single exon. Bases 1 to 759 code for a protein of 252 amino acids.